Messenger RNA from Opisthorchis viverrini, 435 nucleotides. RefSeq lists its product as hypothetical. NCBI's taxonomy places the organism in Eukaryota, Metazoa, Platyhelminthes, Trematoda, Opisthorchiida, Opisthorchiidae. The coding region runs from base 1 to 435 and encodes 144 amino acids. The transcript has 4 exons. The record is from RefSeq and is a predicted model, not a curated record.
AUGGGACAGGGUCGACAAAUUGGUGAUGAGCACUGUAACAAACUCUUCGUGCCUAGCUGCCAUGCCACCCGAUUGAAGCACAACGGUUGGAAUACUGCCAGCUUGCCCAAGCCUAAACAAGAGAAGUCUAGAUGCAGAAAUCGAGCUCGAACCAAGGACCUUCCGGGAAAGUUUGCUCUGCUUGACGAGUGCAGUUCCCCUAUAGCGGAGGAGAUCAUUCAACUGUCAGUAUGGCGGCGACGAAGUGGAGAAGUACAACUGCAUUUUAGAGCGUUUCGACCUAAGAAGGUCUUGAUCUCGAUUGAGCCUGAAUACACGUUCCGUCCUAGUAGUGAUCAUAAUAACGUUCAGUUGUGGCGUCCUUUCGGUGCCUACCUGCUAUUCCACCUGAAGGGAGCACCGGCGUUAAGAUACUGCCAGGUUGUUCAAGCCUAG